AUUCUGCCUUCGCCUUGGACUGCUCAUGCCUCGCAGCCCAAUCCGCUGCAUUCUCGAAGAGGAUGAAACGCAGAUCGAUGGUGCCUGGGCUGCGGAAGGCCAUGAGAAUCAGGCUAUUCCAUGGCUCAGAGCCCGUGCGCAAUGGUAAACGCAAGGAGACAUUUGUCCAAAUUGACACCAAGAGGCUGAAGGACGAACGGAUCGACCUGAGUUGCAAAGGAGUAAGGCCACUGUGGAUGAUAUCCACAGUCCACAGUCGAGCCUUCGAAGUCGCAGUCAUGAACUAUCCGACGUGCAGUGCAACCCAUCGAGCAGUGGCAGUGGCAGUGCAUGGCUUGGAUGAGCAGCUGGCCUUGCCGAGGGCAAGCCAGGCCAGUUGCACCCAGCAGCACCAGUUGCCGGCCUUAGACACUCAGGAGGUAAAAAGACUGCAAAUGCCACUGUGCAGCCGGAAGAAGCAAGGGUGAAGAGCCCGGUGAGCCCCAACAGGACUCCUUGAUCUGAGGAGGUCCACCAGCAGGCCGGAGUGAAACUGGUCUUCACUGCUGGCCACUGUGGAGUCCCAGGCCCACGAUCCAUACGUACUUGCCCGUACUUUUCUCUGUAAACUUCGUGCCGUUUGUUUCUUAUUUGGGUCGUGGCCUUGUCCCUCUUCCAUUUGCUGCAUUGCGAGCCAGUGACUUCUUUGAGCGCUCUGACAACAGCAGUAGAGAGCUCAACGAGUUCGUUAUGGUUCUAGCGGCUGAGGGUUGGAAGGAAUUAGGAUAGUGAGCCACGUAGUAUAUUCUGUAGUGCUUACUUUGAGCUCACAUCUGUUUGUAGGGUACGAGACGAGGCAUUUAUGGCUCGCCAAGGCAGAAGCAUUCCACUGUUGGUUUUGGUAGCGUUCGGAGUGCUGGCAGUUUUAGUAGAAAAGGCAUCGGCCAUGGACUUUUAUGUGGGUGAUACUACUGGUUGGGGUGUGCCUAAUGAAGCAACCACUUAUCAAGAUUGGGCUUCUAACAAAACUUUCCUCGCGGACGAUGUCCUCGUCUUCCAGUAUCAGCAAGGAACCCACAACGUUUUGCAAGUGUCGAAGAAAUCCUUCGAAAACUGCACCAUCUCUAGCCCCAUCGACAAGUUCGAGAGCGGUAAUGACAGGGUCACUCUGAUCGACUCCGACUAUUAUUUCAUUUGCGGCAUUUCCAUUCACUGCACGCUGAACCAGAAGCUGCACGUCAUAGUGUCGAACAAGUCCGAGGUUCCUGCACCACCAUCGAGUCCUCUUUCACCGCCACCAAAAGCAUCCCCAUUACCACCUCCAGGCUCAUCAGCUUCCGCGCUUCAACCUGCAGGAGCUCUAAUUUCCAUUUUGAUGAUGGUUGGAAUUGCUUCUCUUGCGUUGUGAGGAGUUCGGGAAUUUCGAAUAGAUUAGUAUAUGUCCAAUCUAACUCUACCAAUGGAAUGGCUCAACUUUGAAAUUGCCAUCUCACAACGUCCCCACUUCAUAUAUCUCUCCCUCUCGUUUCGGAGUCCUCUAGGAGACUACCAUUAGUAGACAAUUCUCACAUUUUUACGCGAAUCCGAUGCAAAUGUUCAUGAUUACAUCUGUUUAGCUCGGAUUCAGCAUCAGAGCCGAGAGACAAAGGUUCAGAUACAAAUUAUUCAAGCCCGAUCGAGGUAAACUAGAGUACAGAAAUUUAGCUGACAUUUAGCAGGAGAAAUGUUUGGAAUUAGUUCUAAAGUAUUUAACAUCACAGGCACAACUGGUCCUUAUAUAUCGAUAGAGAUUUACCGUGGCGCGUAUCGUCAGAUAUUUUCGACGGUGAUUUUGGCGUCUGGCAGACUCGGAAUUUUUGCUUAAUGUCCAUUCUACGAUCGAAUAAUGUUAAAGAACGACUUUUGAAUCUUAAGCCAUUCAAAGUUAGCUUUGUUAAACCUUCAAAAUAAAUCUUCUCUGAAAUGGA
Molecule: messenger RNA, 1946 nt
Organism: Marchantia polymorpha subsp. ruderalis
Lineage: Eukaryota; Viridiplantae; Streptophyta; Marchantiopsida; Marchantiales; Marchantiaceae
Source: the annotation of a GenBank genome assembly